Porites lobata is the source of this 16181-nucleotide messenger RNA. The record is from the annotation of a GenBank genome assembly. Lineage: Eukaryota; Metazoa; Cnidaria; Anthozoa; Scleractinia; Poritidae.
GCGAAAUCAUUAUUCUUCGCUUGUAAAGUUAUAUAUUGUUUUGAGUUUAUUUUCUACGUUAUAGAUGUUUUUUGCUUCUCUUGUUGCUUAUGGUUUUCUUUUUUAAGUACCAUGAACGACUUGGGUAUGGCGAAACCUGUAGGGAUUAUGCCGAACCAUCUCGAUUUGAGGGAGAUCACUUUCACAAAUCUUUUGCUGUUGGAUUUUAACCCAGCAGAAAUGGAGUCCAAAUACCGAGUGGUAUUUAAUCGGUAAGGUCAAGUUUAAGAUAACUGUAGCAUUAUUAAAAGACCGUCAGUGUGUUCAACGAUAACUUCUUCAACCGAUGAUUUAUUCAAAUGGUCAGAAAGCAGGAUCCUGCUUUCUGACAAGUUGAAGAUAUCAUCGGUUGAAGACGUCAUUUGUUGAUCGAGGCAGUGUAAACAUUACGUACAUACUUGCGAGUACGCUAAACAGGAAAGUGUUGUUUUCUUUUUCCUGUAAAUGAAAACAGCAAUUAGCAUGGACGUAUAACCGGUGUGAGCCUAAUCUUCUGAAAACACUGAGGUCACACUGGAUAGCUUUUUAAAAGCAAGCUUAUAAAGGCUCAAAGCCUAUGGGAAGAAAUCAGGAUUUACAAGGUUGUCAUUACGAAUUCUAGUAGCAGGAGAAAGAUUUAACAUAAAAAGUAGUCAUAGGCUACCGAUCAUUAGCAAGAGAAUUCAGCGUAGUAAACGGAGAAUUCUUCCAUCUCCACCCUGGAUACGCUACAUGGCUAAGUUCACAUGCACUGGAUGAUCGCACCCUGCAUUCACACAGUACUAUUCAAUAUUUUUCCUCUCUUCACACAGAGCUCUGAACAGCUAAGCAGCUGUUUCCAUGUGAACAGAACACCUAAACGUACGAAUUUCAAACCAGUGAAAAAUGCAUCGUGAUUUGUGAAGAUAACCUUGCCUUGGGCUCCCUUGCCUCAUCUUUUUUUGAAAUGUUGCAUUCCUAGGCGCCCUCAAGUUUCCUUCUUCCCUGUCAGCAGAGGCCUCUUUUCCCUGGUUUUGACCUCUGCUAGCAGGGGAAGUCUCCUUCUUGAGCAGUACCCAGAUGCUCUACAAGAUCAUAGCUUUAGGCAAGACUAGUCAAGGUACAAAAUAAUGUACCAUUUAUUUUUUAAAGUAAGUGGGGAUAAUCAACUGUAUAAUUUGUGUAGGAUGUACAUGAAAAGCUAUUCUCUGAGUACUCCUUUAAUUAUGUGGAUAUACAAUGUAGCCUUCAGCAGCCAUCAACCUCUUUGUGUAUCUUUCUUUUCAGAGACAUGUUUGCUUUGCCAAACAAGAAGGCCAUGGAGGUUGUUAUGCAUUUUCUCUUUACCAGACUCCAUCCUCAGCUGGCUUAUGAAGAGUUCAGGUGUUAUAAAUUUAGUUGUUUGCAAUCAAUUGUCACAAUACAUUUGCCAAACUAGCCGUCAUAACUAAUCAUGACCAAAGUAAGAACUAAUUAAGGCAGACAUGAUUGUAAUGUUAUAUUUGUGAAUCAGAAAACCUAGUAUGUUGGAAAGCCUCUAUCAGGAGUUAAUUGAUUCUCAAUAAAAGUUAUUGUCAGCAUUGUUUUAUUUUUUCUUUCCUUCUUGAAAAACAUUAAUUUUUCUCAUGAACACAGAGAUUGCUGGCCUGUUCGAGAUAAAGUGCUUGAGCAACAGUUUAGAAAAGUAUGCUUCAGCUGGGUGUCCAGAAUACAAAAGGUAUUUUAAUUUAGUAUCUGCAAGUUGUAAUUAGGUUGUUGUCAUUGACCUGUCAAGUUGACUGGGUUUUUACAACCUGUGCAGUGCAAGAUGUACUCCAUCAAAUAUUUUGAUCACAAUACCAUACAGCACAUACAGUACAAUGUACAUGCUUAUAACAAGUUCAUGUACAAAUACAUUGUAGUCAAGGACCACAAGGUACAUGUCAUUUAUAUCAUUAACAUAAUUGACAAAUUCACAUUGCCCUUCAAAAAAGUUCCUACAUGUACAUGUAUAUGUUUUGGUUCAAUUUUAUCUCUGGUACAAGUGUUAUUUUCUUUUGUUUCUGGGUAUGGUAAUAUAUGAUAAUGAAUUUGAAACAAAAGAAAAAAAAUUAAACAAAGGAUAAAAUUAAACCACAACAUAAAUACUACAGACAAAGUAAAUGAACUCAUGCCUCAUGCCUUGCUUUGCAAGUGAUUGAUUUGUUUAUUCUGUAAUAAUAAUUAUUGUUAUAGGAAGAUCCAGAGGCAAGGUUACCCAGAAUUGUUCAAUCUCUCUUCCACUCUCCUGGAGGUACCAGCAUAAGAUUUAUGUGCAGGGGUUUUGUAAUCUAAUUUUUGCUUAGACUGCAUAUAUAGCUGUGGUGGUUCAAUUUUAUCCCCUGUUUAAAUUUUAUUUCCUUUUGUUUUUGGGUAUGGUAAUGUACGAUAAUGAGUUUGGAACAAAAGGAAAUUAAGUUUAAACCAAGGACAAAUUUGAACCACAACAUAGCCACCUCUCAUAAUUUGUUGCACAUCAAUAACGUCUCUUUAUUUUAUAACUCAUAGCAACACAAGCUAGUCAGUGUAAUAUUUUAUUGUGAAUGUAUUAACUGAUGAAGUGAUACAAUGUACGUGAUUGUGAUACUUCUGAAGUACAUUUUUGAAUGAUGUAUUUGAUACUGGGCUGUCUUUAAGGGCUUGGCACUGGGGAUUUCCCCCAGCUACUAUGAGCAGGUCACUUGAAUCUUAGAGACAGCCCGCCCAGGCCCUUGGUUUAUUAAAGCACAUGUAUGCCUUUCUAAAGAAAAAACCUUCUUAUGAUUCUCUAAUGUAUCAAGCGUUAACUUACCUGACCCUGCACUGUGCAAUGAUAUGCAUUAUAUGAACAGUGUAAGCAGCACAGCAGCUACUAAAUUGUUAACCUCCCAGUAUAACAUGUUUUUCUGUCCCUUCCUUUGAUCAGGGUUUGCACAGUCUUGAAAGGUCUUUGAAUUUUAGGGGAAGUCCUUGAAAAGUCCUUGAUUUUCUUCAACUUUGAAUGUAGUGGCCUCAUUCAGAGAAGAGUUUUUUGAUGCUUUUUGCUUGUCCAAGACAGAUAUGAAUCAUAGCCCAUAGAAUUUAAAGGUUAUUUACACAAAGUGCUCAAUGUUUUAUGCAAUAAUUAACUAUCAAUUUAAGACAAGUGAUCUGAAAAAUGUAGAGAAGUUGGUGAAGCAAACAUUUGAAGCCUUAAAGCCUUAUUAGAACAGACUGGGAAUGUGCAUUUUUAUAGAAUCUGUGAAAUUAUACUCCUAGUAGGUGGUCCUUGAAAAUCUAAUGUAGUCCUUAAAAAGUCCUUGAAAAAUGGUUGACAUUUUUUGUGUGAACACCCAGUUGAUGCUUAUCCCCUUAAAAUUUGUAAGAACCUGGUGAUCCUGAUACUGAAUUUCCUUCUAUACCUUGCACAGGAGAUCGAUUUUAUGCCUUUCUUCAUCAUUUCUCAUUGUAUGUUCUGACAAAGGUCAUGCACCGAGAUCAUGGUAGGUGUUGAACAUAAUUAAGUCUUAUUUUUCUUUUGUACCUUUUGGUACUGCCAUUUAUUGUUUUAGAAUAACAUGGUAAAAGGUUGAUAAAUAGUUCAAAAUUUUUUUCAAAUGCCAUAGCGGUGAGUCCAUUAUUGAAAUAUUAAAUAUAAUUUCCUGUUUAAUAUGGCCUGUAUGAUCAAACAUCCUUUUACUAUCUGGAUCAGCAAGGUUACUACAAAAUGAUAAAUCAUAAAGCUGAUUGCUUAUAAAGGCAUCUCUGAGGAAAAAAAAAACUAUCGAAUAUUUCUACAGUUGUAUCAUGAUUAUUUGCUUUUUUCUUGGCUUUUUCCCGUUAGGCAAAACAAUCAGCAUCCCUACAUUUCCAACCAAGACUGUGCAUAAUCAUUCCUUUACACAAGUCAUGUCAAGAGCACUGGAGGCUCAUUAUAUUGUUUUGAAAAAGAGGUAAUCAUUUUAAAAAAUAAAGCCAUCGAACAAAGGAAUAGCUACAGGUAUAUUAAAAUGCUUCAUCCCUAAUAGUAAUAAUGCCUUCAAAUAUAGUCUAAUUUAUUUAGUUAGUGAUUGUUCUCAAUAACAUAUUAAAACUUGUCUUUAAUUCAAUAAAAACUGUUUUAAAAAAAACCAAGCCAAACUUCCAAAUAAAUAUUGUUUAAAAUUAUUUAUGUUAUUUUUGUAAAAUGAUUAAAAAAUAAUGUUUUCCACAUUGCUAGUCUUGUGCAUCUCACAUGGGCAAAUAUAUCAUUGUUUUUCAGAUUAAAUAGGAUUUUCUUUUUCUUCUUUUUACUGGAUAUUUUUGUCACUGUUGACUAUUCAUUGCUGAAACACAGAAUAAAUAAAAAAUACUUGGUUUCACUGUAGGUAUACAUAUAAUCUGCUUUUUUCAUUAGAUUUCUCGAGUUUACACAACAAGCGGUGCAAGUUGAACAUCACUGGAAAGAGUUUGCAAUGUAAGUAAAGAGCAAUUGAAAAAAUUUUGAUGUUUGAGGGAAGAAGGUACAGACAGUACGUAACAUGCAGGUCUGUCAUUAAUGGCUGCAGGCCGUACAUUUUACACGUACAUGUAUACCUAGUUGUUAUGCAAUAAAUAGGGAAAUCUUAUGUCAGUGUUAUGGUAUGCUCUUAGGGAGUCCACAAAGGAAUUCAGGUCUUUGAUGAAAAAGAAGCGUGAUCUUGAAAAACUUGUCAUGGAAAUGGAUGGAAUGAUAGCACCUCGAGGAACAACCAUUGGGUAAGAAUAAACAUGUUAUCAGUAACCUUGUACCAUGUACCAUUUGCACUGAUAGAUUUAGUUACUGUAAUCUGUAGAGUGAAGACAGACUAUCAAGAAGAGGUCGAAGCACUGAAAAGGACUCAGGAGUUGCAAAAGGUAUUAAGUUCUUCGCUAGGAAUUGUUACUUUUCAUUUUGUUGACUUCCCUUUUGUGCUUUCAUUACAAGAUUCUCAACCAAAACAUAACUGUCCAAAAAAAGAAGAGCUUACAGAAACAUAAAGUAAUGCAAAAUCAUCUUAACAAGCUUGCUACUGCCAGUCUUUGUAGGUACUGACCUGUAGAACAACUCACAUCAAGCCCAGGGCUCAAGACAUGAGCUUGUUAUCAGAGAAGUCUUGUCAAAUCUGUUGACAAAAAAAUCAAAACAAAGCAAAGUUAAAUAUAAGCACUACCCAUUUUUCCCCCACUUUGAUUGCAUGGAUAACACCUGAAAGCCUCAUAAGCCUACUGAUGGUGAAGUCUGAUUAAGGUUACCAUUUCGUGAACAAAGUGAGGUAUAUGGAGAUGUAAAGCACAGUGCAUUACCUUCAUAGUGAUCAGCAAUUACACUGUGCACAAAAUACUUGGCAUGACUGUCACAAGGAUCAUCGUCAGGUUGAAAUUACCUGCGAAACAAUAGACUCCCUGGGUAGUUAGUUAGCAACUGCUCUAAAUAUCAGAGAACUCUUCAUAGCUCUCUCAUUCCUCUGUCCUCCUCCAAUGCCUGUCCUUGAGGAGAUACAGUGUAGUGACCAGGUUUGGCCAAAGUAUUCCAUAAUCUUUUAUUGCAAAGUCCCAAAUAGGACUUCAACUCCUUGACACUUGUAGGACACUAAGCUUCAUAAUCACAACUGUCCUCUGCAGGAGGAGGUGAAUGUUAUUGUUGUCAAUCCAGUGUCUAAGAAAAGUGAGGGCCCAGUGAAGGAAAGUAAAGUUGCAUGAUGAUACUGUGUUCUUGAAAAUGCCUAAAACCCUUCCCCAGAUACACAGGGGAACACCCUGAAUCAGAACAUCAUCCAAAUGGCAUAUUGUGAACUUUAUGCCGGGCCUGCAGAAUCUGGUCCAUAAAUUCUCUGAAAUGUGGCUGGUGCACUGGAGACUCCAAAUGGCACCAAGUUUGUAGUGAUGCAACCCCUUGUGAGUCUUAAUGGUCAGGUACUCCUGGCCUGAUUGAUCUUUAUCCAACUUGCUUAAGUUGGAUGACGUUGCCCACAUAUACUCUAAAUAACUGCUAAAUACUUUUCCCUGGCUGAUGUUGCAGCUAAAUCUUCUGCAUUAGGUAAAGAGCUAGUACUGAUGAGAAUCAACACACCAGAGUAUUGUUAACAAACUAGUCACCACACUUGCAGCAAACCAUCUUUCUUGGGGCUAACACCAUCGAGAGAGCCCUCUCGUUUUGGCUUACUUUGUAACUGAUCCUUUCAUUUCCUCCAGUUUCCCUAACUCUUGCCCAACUUUUUCAUUGAGUGCAUAUGCAGCUGGUCAUGCUGAUGGAAUAGGUGAGGCAAGAGUGGAUGACAUCAAGACAUGCUGAACUUUAAGCAAGCAUGUGUCUUCCCAACACCUCCCUCCCUCUCCCCCAGAAAAAAAUAUUGUACAUUAGUAGGUAUGUAGAUGUAUUGUAAUGAACAUAAUUUACAGACCAAUGAUUUUCAUGUGUGUGUAAUCUAUAGGUUCGUGACUUAUGGGCAGGGAUUGCAGAAUUUUACACAGUCCAGUCACCUCAGGUAUGCCUUGCAGCUCGUAUGAUGUAGGAUUUCGUUUUAUGUUUGCAUUCUAGCUCAGCUUUUUUCUUCCUGCUACUUUUCACAUGGCUCAAAUGGUCAUGUGCCUGAAUUAGUCCAAUGUUGUUUGGAGAGUACAAUCCAGUGGUGAGCACUAACGCAAUAUUGAUUCUUCAUUCAGGGAAUGCAAGCAAGCAUCAAAGCCACAACUAUACUUACACUGUGCUUCACAGUUUUGUUUUCUCACCCCUGAUUGGCUUUUUCUUCACUACACAAUAACAUUCCAUAAAUAUUUCUGCUGUUCACACUUUAUUUAUGAUAAGCUUUAUGCUCAUGCCAACUUUGUUUUAAUAUUAUUGUUUUUUCAACUUAACAGAGAAGUAUAGUAGACUCAGUGCUCCAAGGUGAAGCAAACAAGUAUCAAAUUGAUGCUGCUGACUUUCAGCCAAGGGUAAGCGAAAAACAUUAUUAUUGAUAAUCAAUUUGGCCUCAAUAGACUACUCUAGAUACUUACCUUAAUUGCCAAUUUCUCAAUAUAAAAUCUCAUUUUUAAUUGAAAGGAGAACCUGAAUGGUAUUCGUUGUCACAAAAUGGUAAGGGCUGCCAAUAAUGUACUUUUCCCAUUCUUUAAGGCUGGAUGCAGCAUUGCAGAGUUUGUACAUGUAAGUUAUGUCUGAACAUUGGGCUGCUGGACCAAUUUCUGUUAGUGUUGUCCUGUGGUUUCCUUUCUUCAAGUUUGCCUUUGCCCUCAGGUGUGACAAUGCCCUGCCUACCUUAACAGUGGCUCACUUUCUAAAGAGUAAAGUGGCACAGUGCAGUGUGUGUCUCAUAUAUACAUUUAUUAACUUGAGCGAUGGAUUAUUUCCUGUUUUGUUAUUUUCAGGUUCCAGACUUGCUGUUGAGAGAUUGUGAAAGAGAAAUAAAAAAGGUAAAUGGUUUGUUAUUCCACCUUCCUUUGCUAACUCCUUGAGUAACAGGAAUAUGUGUAAAGUUUGUGUUCAUUUAGAUAUUUUACUUUUUCUUUUAUUCAUUCGCAGAAAAAUAUUGAAGACACUUAUGUUAGUGGGAAAGUCAAUCUGUUUAGGUGAGAUGGAAGAAUUUAGAGAAUUAAUUUGGUAUUUGUUGAAGUCUUUAACAACUUGAUUCCCUGAUUUCCUUUCCCUGCAAACAGCCUCAUUCAACUCUGGAACUUGUCCCUGAGUAAGAUAAAGGAGCAGCUAUCUCAAGGUUUGUCACAGUUGUUUUGGUUUAUUUGUUUGUUGACGAGAAAAUACCGUAGAACUUUCACAUAGAGCCAUUUGAAUUGAACAUUGGGCCAUUGACAAACAAAAGUUGUGGAGGUUUAUUUGAUCCAUUGCUGUGCCUUUUCAAUGAAAGAAGGUGGAGUGGUUUAUGUGAUUAAGGUUGGUGGUUGUUGUUUUAUUGUUUUAUGUUUUCUUCUCAGAUUCUCUUCCUGGCUUUGAUGAUCAGAGUCCAGUAAUGAAAUCAGCACUGCAUACUCAUUACGCUCAUCUUACAAACACCACAGCUCUGAGGUAGGCAUUCAUCAUCAUCAUCAUUAUCAAUAUUUUUACUAGUACAACCAUGUACCUAUAUAUUGGUAAAUUUCAAUAACACCUGCUAUCACCUUUUCUCCCUUUUUUUGCCAUGAUUCAAUGGUAAAAGCUUCUGUCUUCUCAGUUCUUUCCUGAGGUUAACCACAGAUGCCAGCUUUUUUGUACUUUUAGUUGAAUCAGUGCUGUCACUAAUAUUAUUGUUAUUAUUAUUAAUAUUUAAAAUACAUGGCAAAGUUGAAUGGUUGCUAACAAAGAUAUGAAAUUUUCUUACAUUGUCAGCUAUUAUGUUUCUAAAAAGCAACUUAGCUCUGACUUCUAACUGCCCUUCAUCAAAGUCCUGUUAAUAAUAUUUUGAUCCAUAAUUCAUAUUGUACUGUUAAAAGGAUAUAAAAUUUAAUCAAAUUAGUUAAAACUAGGGUUGUUGUACCUGGCAGGAGGUGCAUUUUCAUAACAUUCAUAACAUCAUUUCCAAGGGCAUUUCAGACAGGCGACUUAUUGUCUUUUCAUUUAUUUUUUCAGGGAGGCAAUCCAAGCGACAAUGCCUUCAAUGAAGGAAUCAAUCCAUGAAAUGAAGCAGCAGUGUUAUAAGAGCUUUGAGAAGCAGGACAGUUCACAUCAUGAAGCACCUGUUGUAUUUGUGAGUGAGAAUGAGAAACUCUUCAUCUCUGCACGUACAUUCCUCAACUGUUUUCCCUCAUCAUUUAAAAGAGGACUCUGUAGACCAGAUAAAUUUUGUUCUAAUGUACUUGCAAAUGAAUCUAGUAUAUGAAUUACGUUGCUGUUGUGACUAUUUCUUUUUAGUUGCCUUGCUGUUAUUAAUAAAGAGAUUAAGAGUCAGGUUUACGACAAACGGCAAACGCCAGAUUCAAGUUGAGAAAUUCUCAGAAUAGAAAAUAAGCAGGUAAAAACUGUCCAGAACAAUUCUUAUGGAUAAAACUGGCGUGAAACUACUUAUUUUUGUGUAGAGGUAAUAAACAGCAGACGACAGUUGAGGGGAAAACUUGGUCACGUGGUACAAACUCACGUUUGCCGUUUGGGGUAAACGUGAAUCGUAAUCUCUCUAAUGUAAUUUUUGGAUUGUUAAUUGCUAGAUUAUUCUUACAGCUGUAUAAGGUAAUAUGAUCGUUAUGUACUGGGCAGAAAAACAAAAGAAAAGUUUGUUGAUGAUUUUGUUACUUGCACAACUUAACCAAUCCCUCAGCGUAAAAGAUGCAUUAUCACUCCGCAUGUACUUUUUAAAUGUUUCAGAAACUUGGCCUUGUUCCUCCUACUCCACCUGUGUCAUUUGCAGCCGCUAAAACACCAGCAGCAGCAGAGAGAAUUGCUUCAUUUAAUGAAACUCUCAGGAUGUCACCAGAAACAGGUUUACAACACUUAGCACUCUUUUUCACUUCAGUUAACAAAAAAAAUUCAGUGGUUUAGUUUUCAACAGAUACUGUAUUUAUUUGUUAAAUAUGCUGAGUCUCUGAUUGUUGAAAUGUUAAUUUAGUGUCAACCCCUGAUGUCAUUCAAGCAUGGACCCAAUCUUCCAAAAAAAACCAGUUGAGUGGUAAGGGUAGGUAACCCAACAAAUUAUUUGCUAGCGACUAACAUGUCUUGUAUUCUGUAUUACCACCAUUGUUUUAAUCAGUCAUUUUUUCUUGUAUCAAGUUACCAUUAUCCUUUAGUUGGUGAUUGAAUCCUUUCUUUCUAUUUUUUGUUUUGUUUUGUUUUGUUAGAUUCCCAGGAAUCUUUGGCAAAGCAAGCAAAGUAUGUUACUAUAAUACCCUGCAUUGUCUUUAUCUACAAUUUCCGCCAUUAUUUUAUUUUUGACUUGAAAGCAGAUAGUGGUAGAGAUUUCUUUGCUAACAUUGUUUCAAUUUUGUUUUUGAGGAUCAGAAAUGCAGAGCCCUCAAGACUUCCACGACCGAAACGGCAUGUACAACCAGCUUCCCAGGUACUCAUUUGAAAAUGCAAACAGUCAGUAACUGCGUCUUAAGAUUGUGACAAAAACAAUGAGAUGAACUAAGAUAUCCACUCUACAUGGCAAACAAUUAUCAUCGCACAGUUCCUUACCUGACCAACUUCUAUGAUUUUUUGUUCACUCAAUUAUUUAAUGUUCUUUUAUUUGUCUUUCUGGUUUAGGGUGCAACUGCCAAACCGAUUACCUCAAAGUCGACGCAAAAGAGGAAAACGAAACCAACUAAAAGUUACACUCAAAAAAGCGUCCUGUACCCGGUAUGCGUUAACAUUCUAUCUUCACCAUUUGUUAACUCUCGAAAGUUAUGCUAGGAGUUUCCAACAAUGGGUGGGUAAACUGGCAUACAGCAAGGUCUCUUAUUAAACAAGAAAAUCAAGUAAAGAGAUACUAUAGUUUGCUUUUGAUUGAUUGUUCCCUUUUUUUCUGUACACGUAUAAAGCACUAUGUCACCCCAAGAGGUCAGGAGGUAAAGAAAGGGAUGGCUAAGGAAUCCCCAUUAAUUCUUCAACCGCAAACAAUUUUAGCAAAUCAGGUGAGUAACUACGCUCAGUCUCUAACCGGCUCGGGUGUCUCGAUGCGCCCCGGGUGUGCCGCGGGAGUACUGCGGGCGUAUCAAGACACCCAAGGCUGGAGACUGUAACUGGUUUUGUCUUUUUUUUACUGAUUAUCCCUUGAUGUUAUCUUUUUUGGUAGCCUGAUGUCCCAGCCGUUAAUCCUAAAUGUCAGGAUUCUUCAAUGAAUUCAAUCAAACAUUUUACAUUCAAUAACGUUUCCUGUCAUGUUUUGAGAGAGCCAUUUAAUUUUAAGUAUAUGUUUUACAUGAUCGUUUAACCCAUAUCCCUAUGUGUUAUUUGCCAUUACAGAUAGCAGACGCCGUUGCCAUGGAUGAGACAACUUCCAGUUCACUGUCAUCCACGACUUCUUCAUCUAGAGCCAGUACUCCCAUUGUAUGAUAUUUAUUGAUUUAUUUUUACAACCAAACUCCUCGAAUUAGCAAAAGCCUAAGAUUCAUUCGUUCACUUAAAUAGAUACGCUUUUUUGUUUGCGAUGUGUCAAAAACAACACACGCGAAUGUUUCUUCCCCUGCUAUAAUAAUAUAGUGGCUUGUCUCCAAUCGCUACAUAUAAUACUCUUCUACCUCCUCCACUCUCACAGGUGGCUCAAGCAUUAGUGGACCCUGUUGGUGCCUUAGGUACGUUUCAUUCUUGUUAUCUUCCAAGUCCUACAUCAAAAUAGAGGGAACUUCACUUUAUUGCACAUUUGUUUUGUUGUUGUUUUUGUUUUUUCUUUACAGCAACUGUGGAACAGUUACAGUUUCAUAUUUGGGUAAAAUGUGAUCACCAACUGAUACAAUCCUGUCGACAGAGAUAGAAACUCCUUUCACAUAUAGUUCGUACAAUGUUGAAUAGGUCUUGAAUUCUAAUAGUCGUCUUGAAAAAUCCUUGAAUUCGGUUAAGGUCCUUGAAAAGUACUCGAUUUCUUCAUAAGGUCUUAAAUAGUCCUUGAAAUUCACUACUUUAGUUUGUUUACGCCACCUCGUUUUCUGUGAAAGAAGAUUAUUUUGCAGAGGAAAAUUUAGCUCAUCCUCGGUUUAAGAGCCUGUAAAACUCACGGGUAACGCAAAGCGUUUCUGUGCAUGAACGAUCUUAUUUUUCAGAUGCAACUGCAAGUCAUACCCAGUGACUGUUGUCGUUUUCCAAAGCAUGGUGUUACGGAAAGUAGUAUAAAAUAAUGUGAUCAAAUAUGGCUGAAGAAGUAAAAAAUCGUUAUUGACCCCAUUGAGUCUUUAACCCAAUCAAAAGGGAGUCAAAGAAUGCCGAUUUAUUGAAUUUAUCUUAGUUCUUGAAACCUGUGAUUUGUCCUUGAAAGGGUCCUUGAAUUUUGUUUGUUUGAAGUUGUACGAACCAUGUUCACACCAAAGGCCAAUUUAGAGACUUUUAUUAUCGUCUCGUUGCGGCUAUUAUUAUUCACGUACAAACGUUCCUACACAUUUCAGCACAAGAUGCUUUUCAGUCUCGAGACCUGAUACCAAGAACUCCAGCGAAACAGGAAGAAGGUUAGUAUCUGAUGGACUUUCAGACUUUAUCCGGUAUUUUACAAAACAACCGCAAACCUUGUCUACUGUUAGCAGUCUGUAGGCAUAUAUGGCAGACUAGAAAACGUUUAACCACUUCGAGUAACUCAUUCAGAAACAGAUCUGGAUGUCCACCGAUUGUCUGAAACCACGGUCUAUGUUAGACUCUGUUUUAAUAACCAGAUCAUAAAGUAUUUGGUUCUAAGUUAACUCAUUUAUACUAUACGACUGCCUUUAAGAUUACAAUUUAAAGCAGUUCUCGUUUUAUCGCUCUUUUUUUGUCUUUUAGAAGCGACCUUCACGAAACCUAUCAGUGAAAACAAAUCUGGGCGCCUUUUGGAAACAAUCCUUGAUGAUUCUCAGUCAGGAGUAGCUACUCCAAGUCCAAUUUUUGAGGAAAAUUCAACAGUUCCAUCCUCCCAAGCUGACCUAAGUUGGUCUGACAUCAACAUCACUCCAAGGUUACUUAAAACCUCGUACGUUCAAGAGUCGCCUCCAGAGCGUGAUUCCUUGCCAGUGAGUGUAAGAACAGCUUUUGACCUGUCUGGUGUGAAGCGAACCCCUGGUGUAGCUCCUGAAGAGACGGUUAAUGAACAUGAGUCUUUUAAUCUCUCAUUCAUCCGAGCUACUCCAAGGUCAGUCAAAAAAUCACUCUUUGAUGAUUCGCCCCACCCACCGGAAAUGAUGACGUCACAACAACAAGCUACUCUCAGUCAGGUAUUUACACAGCAAAUACCACAAUCAUCCAGUUUACCGCUUGACAUUGGUGCGUCACCUAAACUUGACUUUUGGCUGCUUCGUCAAAACGGAGACAACAUUCAAGUGACACCUAACUCGAAAAAAACAGAACUUUUCGAUGGAUCGCCAACAGAGAACAGCAAUUCGCCAUUUGAAGAUCUUAAAUUUCUUAACAUUUCUGGUGCGCAGUCCAGACCUCAAGAGGAUAAAGAUACGUUGGAGAUGAAACCGCCUAAGGCGAAACCUUCUCAAUUGGAAAUCGGCUUCAGCCUUGCCUCUCCGGCUAGCAAACCGUCACCAGUUAGGAGUCCACUUCAUCCCCGCCGCACCACUCCAGAGAUGAUAGGAGUUUCUAAUUCAAGUCAUCAUAAGCUUGAUACAACAGAGUUGACUGAAAGGCUUAACCGGAUCAAACACCCACCAUCAAAUAACGACGCUUUAGAACUACAACACUAUGAAUCUCUUAAUCAUUCUGUCGCCAGAUCCCCAAACACUGUUGUGAGUGGGGGAACGCCUACACAUCACUCUAAUUCAGUACAUGAAAUGGUCUCCGGAUCUUCUGGUAUAUGUCUUACUCCCACAACCACCAGUGUCACAAAACCAGCUCUACAGCAUAACGUUCUCUCAGAGCAGCGUGACACACCCGUCGCUCCCUUGGAUGUAAAACCCCCAACCAAGCUGAGCACAGGUAGUAAAAACCAUGUACUAUCAUCGUCAAAUGACGUUGACACCUCUGCGCUUAUCCAGAGACUCAACAGAAUAAAAUUAACUCAGCAAUCCGCUUUUUCCACACCACACUACACACCCUUGAGACUACCUGAGGUCUGUGCAGAGGACAGCUUGCCAAGGGAAGAAAAUGCUGCGGAAACGCCUUCAGACGCGUCACUUCUAGCCAGCAGACUGGACCAAAUAAAACAGGCGCAAAAAAGCCAACAGGUAACUGCUUUUGUCGGGCUUCUGUCAUAUAACUCUCUACAAGGUACGCAUUUAGACCUGGUUCCCAUCGUCUUGCGACAUUAGUAAUUGGCACUAUGGGAGAGGUGUAGUCAGUAAUAAUUAUGAUCAUUAAAAGUAGUAAUAUAACUUAAAAGUAGUCCCGCCCUUGAAGGAAGGCCUGGUGUACAGGCUGUUUUCCCAAUAUCAGGUACCCCGACAGGUAGUGACCUAGCAUGGCUUCUUUCAUUUCAGGUUAUUUCUAUUAUGGGUAAGAGAAAGCUUUCACGUUUGUUUUCCACGCUUGUUUUAUGUUGGAUCGUUUCAGAAAAUCAAGAGAGUAUAAUACUACACAUGUUUGUUGUUAUAGGUCACACCUGGAGCAAUCACUGGCGAGGACUUGAGUACCAGUCGCACAAGUGAGCCCGCUCUUCUAACACCGCUGACACCAAGUAGUGGGGCCUCACCUUCAGAGGAUGGUAUUAAGAAUGAGCUGGUCAAUUUCUCAUUUAACUCACCUCGAAACGUGACAAGCCCGCCUGGUUCGCCAUCUUCCUACCUCGAUCGAAAUUUCUUUUUGCAAUCACCAUUCAAACACGACCAGGCGUUUACCAGUCCUUUGCAUGGAAACUCAACCAUUUCGAUGGACAUCGGUGUAGGCCUUGGGCUUGUUGAAGAACCGCAGUGGGAGGCAGCCACCCCAAGCCUACCGCAGCGACUUGCAGCUAGGACGGGUCCCGCUUCAGCAGGAAAGACCUCUUCUGUACCCACUACAAGUAAUAAUGGACUGCAUAGUGUAGUGAUGCACACUACAUUAUCAACCCCUCUUCUGGUAAAUUCUGUUCAGCGACCAGAGCGAAUAACAUGGGUGACUGGAUCAACUCACACUCCUGCAAGCUUAGUUGGCUUAUCGGGAGAAGGUAGGUACAUUAGGUCUUUGGUCUUACUACCCGGUCAAAACCCUCUAUGAGCAAGUUUUGGUCGUGUUUUAUUGUCCGUAUUCCGGAAUAGUAAUCGGCGGAGUGAAAUCCAGAAAUCACUUGUUUGGGCAUUCAAUGCAUCGUACCAUCUAGAAACCUUGUUGGAAGAUCACGGUAUAUAAAGAGAUUUGUUAGAAAACCUUUGCGUAUUCUUAUGAAUACUGGCAAUCAUUGGAAAGCUGUCUAAGUUAUGCUCCGUGCAGAUGAUUGUGGGAUAUUUUCGCUCCUCUCUUGCUCUGUGGUUUUCCUUGUUGUUCAGUCGGCGUUGUUUAACUUUCGCCCCUAAAACUUAUCCGGCUGUGUUCACAACCAUGAGGUGAAUUCUUCGGCGGCGAACCAUUUAGUCAGCUUUGCGUUUGGUUUGAUCCAAGUUAUGUCUCUGUAAAUCUUAUUACCUCGAGAGACGUGAAAGCAAGAGAAAUCUCGUUGAAAGAUUUCCCUCGUGAAAGCGGGACCUCAAAAUUACUUUCAAAAUUGGCAACCGCGGGACUAUUUUGUCGCUGCCGGAAUAUUAAUGCAAGUGAGUGAUAUACCACUCAACCCUGGUUCGGUAAACCACACUAAGCGACCUUUGACUUUGUGUUCACUUUGUCCUAAGACGAAGCAUCAUGUCAAGCUUCAUGUCAAGCUUCAUGUCAAGCUUCAUGUCAAGCAUGCAAUGGUCUUUUUCACUUAAAAUGUAUGGGAUUGCUCUAGCUACGUUCUCAUGUCUCUUUCUACAUUCUUUUUGUACAUGCACUUAUUAUUAUUAUUAUUAUUAUUAUUAUUAUUAUUAUUAUUAUUACAAGGAUGCUUCGUCUUUCUCUUCAGACAGACAGAAUUUAUCACCGCGCCUUAAUUUGACGUCACCGUUUUCCUAUAAAGGUAAGAAUAUUAAUGUUACGUCCGGAGAAACUACCUUCCAACAAUCUACGGAGCGAUUUUGCAGCCUCUUGAUCGAAGCUAGUAUGUAAAAAGACAGUGACGAUCACUGAAGAAGAGAUCAGGGCUGUUUUCCAACGUUUUGGUGGAACUUCGCAAAUUGCGUUGGUGGACGAGAAUUUUUUUUUGUGGGGGGGGGGUGGUGGCGAGUGGAGGGUGGAGGGUGUGUCGCUUUAAUUUCCUUUGGUUUGAAAUGUCAUCCCCUCUCUCGCUUUAAUUCCCUAUAAUGUGGAAGCUGCCCGUUUAAAGUUAUAUACAGUUCUAUUGUUUCAUAAAGAUCUUGAAAUUAAACUCCUGUCCUCUUUCCAUUACUUUUUUUCUUUUAGGAAGCAUGCCUUCCUCAUUGCAAGAUGUUCCUAAGUCGCCUGUGAUUGGUCAGUUAAUAGACUUGGAGUAGUGAGUUCCUGGUCAUAGAAAGAUACAGUGAAAAAUAGCCGAUCAAAAAAUGAGGAAAACGUUGAUAAGUGCUUUUUAGUACUAACAUAUUGGAAGGAGGAAAAUAUGAUAAGGGAAUUGGGUUUUAUCCUUAUGAUGUUAGCGUGUAUAAUAAGCUGUAGGGACGGU